This is a messenger RNA of Klebsormidium nitens, 1527 nucleotides long. Lineage: Eukaryota; Viridiplantae; Streptophyta; Klebsormidiophyceae; Klebsormidiales; Klebsormidiaceae. The record is from the annotation of a GenBank genome assembly.
AUGGCGCCAAUCCCUUCCACAGCAACAGCUGAGCUCCAGAGCUCUACAGGCCAGGUUGGCAUCAUCAGUACGGCGUCGGAGCCAAUGCAUUCUGAUGAGAGCAUCAGUGCAUCGCUGAUACACGAGCUUCCGCUCUGCUUCGUGCCUUGGGCGCUGCUCCCAGGGUCCCAGGAGAUGCUGCACGUGUAUGAGCCACACCAUGUACAUUUAUUUGAGACGAUACUCGCUCAGCCACGACCGUGGAAGUACGGCCAUAUUCUCGCAUCGCCGGGCCGCCGCCAGCACUUGAUUGGGGUUGUUGCGGAAGUACAGGAGGUCGAGCGGUUCAGCGACGGGCGUAUGCUUCUCUUGGUCGCUGCGACCGCCAAGAUCCGCGUCCUCCGCCCCAGCCAAAAGGUGCCGUUCGUUCUGGCGACAGUCGAGAAGGAACACGACGAGGAGGAGAGCUUGGUGGGGGCGCUUUACCCGGGGUCAGAAACCGGGUUAGGAAAACCGUCCGCUAACAAAAACGGGGUUAGGAGCAGCGGGCCAGAGUGGGAUCCGGAGGUGGCCGCCGCGGCGGUGAUGACGCACGAGCUGCGGAGGAGGGAGAAGGAGCUGUGGGACUGCUACGAUCAGGUCCGCCUGCUCACGGCCAAGCUCCGCAUGGACGCCCGGGGGAUCCCCCCACCCUCAACCCUGCUCGACGCCCGGGAGAUCCCCCCUCCCUCCGCCCCGCUCGACGCCCGAGGGGAACCCCCGUCCUCAGCCCUGCUCGACGCCCGGGGGAUCCCCCUGCCCGCAGCCAUGCUCGCCGUCCUGCCCCCGGGGCGUUCCACAAUCCCCAAUAACGGGGGAUCCCCCCGGCCGCGGUCGGUGGAACAAGCCUGGGAAGACCCGGCCGAAGUGGUGGGCCGGGUGCAGCGGCUCUCGUACGCGGUCGGCGCGGCGCUCCCGGACGUCCGGCGCGCUGAGGGACGGCAGGCGUUCCUGCAGGCGAGCAGCAUACGGGAGCGAAUGGAUCUGGCUGCAGAUUUGAUGACGCAGCGUUGCAGGGAACUGGCUGCUCGUGUUGCAGUGAAACAGGCGCUCACCGACACUUCUACCAAUUUAGGAGGUUAAGUAACCGCGGUGACGUGCCGAUUGUAAGAAAGUAGUGACGUAGGCAGAUUUGUGUACAUAUACCGGGAGCCCAGCUUUUUUUCGGCAGAGGCGCUGUCGAUUUGUAAAUGCUAGCCGUCAUUACACAUAGGGACUCGACAACCGUCCCUGGUUCAUACGUUGCUCCAUGCAACUCAAGACUGCUAGCCUUUGUAACAGUGAAGAAACUUUCAUGACAGGUAUGUCGUUGACAAUUAGGAAGUGUUGGCAAACCAUCAAAUAGAAUACCUCAAAUCGAUGUUUCGAGAGUUGCAGAGCAGUAAGUUUUCUACCCUGUCGACCCUGUCUUAUCAAUCUGGAGACGCUAAGUUUCCUACCCUGUCGACCUUGUCUUAUCAAUCUGGAGACGCUAUGUACCAUAUCAACAACUUCGUUCAAUCGAGCACA